Molecule: messenger RNA, 1912 nt
Organism: Canariomyces notabilis
Lineage: Eukaryota; Fungi; Ascomycota; Sordariomycetes; Sordariales; Chaetomiaceae
Product: Ribophorin I
Exons: 3
Coding region: 111-1589 (492 amino acids)
Cellular component (GO): membrane; oligosaccharyltransferase complex
Source: RefSeq, a predicted model, not a curated record
AGAAGGGUGCGUCUUGACGGCCAAACCUCGUAAAGCCCCCAACCCUUUCAACACUUCUUCAAUUGCAGGCGCGGAAGGUCCGUGACCUUCUUGCCGUCUCGCCCUUCAAGAUGAAGACAUCAGCUGUCUUCUCGACCUUCCUCUCGCUACUUUCACUUGCUUCGGCCGCGAGCUCAGCCAGGGAUAGCUCCACCAGCACAACGCUCCCAGCAACAUUCAAGCCGCCCCAGGUCUUCAAGAACCUCAACCUCGUCCAUGUCAUCUCGGCCGAGAAGAACUACCUCAAGGAGAGCAUCAAUGUGUUGAUAGAGAACAUCGACAAGGCGCCUCAAGAUGAAUAUUUUCUGCCGUUCACGGCCGACCAAAUGUCGCGGCUAGGAGGGGUAGAAGUCAAGGAUCGCAAGGACGCAACCGCUGGGCUGUUUGUCGCCGAGCCUGUCGAAUUCGACCAGGAAAGCGACAUUCAGUAUCUCCGCAUCCGACUUCCGAAGCCCCUUGCGCCCGGCGCGCAGCAGACACUCGGCAUCAACUACUACCUUCUCAAGGCAUACAGCCCCCUCCCAGUCGCCAUCAAGCAGGAGGAGCAACAGUAUCUCACCUUCACCUUCUCGGCCUACUGCCCCUCGGCUUACACCACCACGAAGCAAAAGACGGACGUCAAGUUCCCGUCAAGCAACAUACCCGACUACACCAAGCUACCCGGGAGUGGUGAUAUCCAGGAAUUCCCUCAGAAGCAGGGAUCCAAGCUUACAUAUGGCCCAUUCGACGAGAAACCCGCCGGCGCGGUUGAGCCCGUCCGCGUCCGCUUCGAGUUCAACAAGCCCGUCAACCACGUCUCGCGUUUGGAACGGGACAUCGAGGUAAGCCAUUGGGGCGGAAAUGUGGCCUUUGAAGAGCGGUACACGCUGUAUCACCGGGGUGCCAACCUGUCCUCGCUCUUCAACCGGGUCAAGUGGCAGCAAUCCCAAUACUACCAGCCCACGACCUUUGCUCUCAAGGAGAUUAAGUUCCCUCUGCGGGUGGGUAGUGUCGACGCUUACUAUUACGACGUGAUCGGCAACGUCUCGACAUCACGCUUCCGGAGCAACAAGCGAGAGGCCCUCCUCGAGAUCAAGCCCCGGUACCCUGUGUUUGGUGGCUGGAAAUAUCCCUUUACGAUCGGUUGGAACUCGGAUGCAAAGAACUUCCUGAGAAACACGGCUACGGGGGGGUUCGUGCUAAACGUUCCUUUUCUCGAAGGCCCCAGGCAGUUGGAGGGUGUCGAGUAUGAGCAGGUCGAAGUCCGGGUCAUCCUGCCCGAAGGCGCUGAGAACGUUAAAUACCAUACAUCGAUUCCAACCUCAUCCAUUACCGAAGCUGGCGUUCAGAUCCACAAGACCUUCCUAGACACAAUCGGCCGGACAGCUCUCGUCAUCAAGGCACGCAAUCUGGUGGACGACUUCAGGGACCGGGAGUUGAUUGUGUCGUACGACUACCCCUUCAUGGCCAGUUUCCGGAAGCCAUUGGUCGUGUUCGGCAGCGCAAUUGCUGUGUUUAUGAGUGUCUGGGCGGUGGGCAAUGUAAAGUUGGACUUUGAAACCAAGAAAUAAAUCGGCGGGUGGGUACAAUAUAAAAGGGUAGGACUUUCUAUUUUACAUGUAUAUCUUAUGUUGCUGCUAGGGUUUGAAAAGGACAUGAUGGUUGAUUACAAGAUGAGUGUACUGUACAUACACACGUGUCUUGCUCUCGAGGCAGUUUGGACUUGGAUGCUGAGAUGCAGUGGACCGCAGGCUGAAACGUCGUUGAGAGGGCGACGAUCUAACACUGAAAAUCAACAUUCAAAGGUCCGAUGGUGUAGUUGGUUAUCACGUCAGUCUAACACACUGAAGGUCUCCAGUUCGAACCUGGAUCGGAUCAUUAUUUUUUCUCUUCC